This is a messenger RNA of Colletotrichum graminicola M1.001, 1176 nucleotides long. RefSeq names its product UV excision repair protein Rad23. Gene Ontology annotation, biological process: nucleotide-excision repair; proteasome-mediated ubiquitin-dependent protein catabolic process. Gene Ontology annotation, cellular component: cytosol; nucleoplasm. NCBI's taxonomy places the organism in Eukaryota, Fungi, Ascomycota, Sordariomycetes, Glomerellales, Glomerellaceae. Bases 1 to 1176 code for a protein of 391 amino acids. The record is from RefSeq and is a predicted model, not a curated record. Gene Ontology annotation, molecular function: damaged DNA binding; ubiquitin binding; proteasome binding. The transcript is spliced from 7 exons.
AUGAAGGUCACCUUCAAGGACUUGAAGCAACAAAAAUUCACGCUCGAUGUUGAGCCCACCGACCUUGUCUCUGCUGUCAAGCAGAAGAUUGCCGGAGAGAAGGGAUGGGAUCCCAAGGACCAGAAGCUUAUCUACUCUGGCAAGAUCUUGAAGGACGACGACACUGUUGAGUCCUACAAGAUUGAAGAGAAGGGAUUCGUCGUCUGCAUGGUCAACAAGCCCAAGGCACCCAAGCCCACACCUGCCGCUGAAUCCUCGGCGCCCGCUGUCCCGGCGACUCCCGCUCAGCCCGUCGCCGCGACUCCGGCCGCACCUCCCGCUCCCGCUGCUCAUGCUGCCGCGCCAGCCGCCGCUCCCACCACGCCCACCCCCGCUGCCAGGACCACAGGCGGCGGCGAUGCUGGACCCACGGACCCGUCGAUGGCCAUGGGCGCCCAGCGCCAGGAGGUGAUUGCGAACAUGGAGGCCAUGGGUUUCGAACGUGCUCAGAUCGACGCCGCCAUGCGUGCCGCCUUCUACAACCCCGACAGAGCCGUCGAAUACCUGCUCAACGGCAUCCCCGACAGCGUUCAGGAGGAGCAGCAGCAGCGACAGGCUGCCGCCGCCGCCGCCCAGCCCGCCCAGCCCGCCGCCGGUGCUGCCGGUGCUGCCGGCGCCGACGACGAUGGAAACGUCAACCUUUUCGACCUCGCCGCCCAGGCUCGCGGUGGUGGUGGCGGUGGACGUGGAGCCCCCGCCGGUGGCAACACACAGGCUGCCGCUGCGGCUGCGGCCGCCGCUGCCGCCCAGGGUGGUUUCGGCAAUCUGGACUUCCUCAGAAAUAACGCCCAGUUCCAGCAACUGCGCCAGGUUGUCCAGCAACAGCCUCAGAUGCUGGAACCCAUCCUGCAGCAGCUCGGCGCCGGCAAUCCCCAGCUUGCCCAGCUCAUCGCCAACAACCCCGAUCAGUUCCUGCAGCUCCUCGGUGAGGAGGUCGACGAUGACGUCCCUCUGCCCCCCGGCGCGCAAGCCAUCCAGGUCACCGAGGAGGAGCGUGACGCCAUCGAACGGUUAUGCCGCCUCGGCUUCGACCGCGACGCCGCCAUCCAGGCCUACUUCGCCUGCGACAAAAACGAGGAGCUCGCGGCGAACUUCCUGUUCGACCAGCCCGACGACGAUGAAGGGCCCCAGAACUAA